AUGGACUGGACUCUCACAAACUUGACAACCGAGGUGGAGGGACAGCCGGUGGACACCUGGCAGUUGAUCAACUCUGCCAGAGCCGAAUAUCUGAGCGGCUGCAGAUCCAUGAGUGAACUCUUUCUACCCAACACGACAACUUUCCAAGUCGGUGUAGGCUUGGUGAAUUGCAACUCCACGGCUUUCCUCACCAUUUCUGAGAUAAGGGAUCGCAGCGUGUGCACCGUAACCGGCUCCACCGUCAUCGAUUUCUCUGGACAUUCCUCGCUAGUGGACGACCGCUGUGCUUACACGUUGUACUCCAACUCAAGCAUCCAUGUGGUGGCCGUUUUCAAGGAACGCCGUCGUAAAGACGUUGUGUUUUUGGACCGCGUCAUUAUCGAACUGCUGGACCCGGACUCUGUUGUUCAAUUGGGACCAGGUGUGAAAGUUCUGGUGAACAACACUAAUGUGAACAUUAGCAGCGUGUCUGAAGAACAUGACGGGUUGGAGCUCCACCAGGACCAGACUGGACUCACAGCCAGCAUAUAUAAGUCUGACUACAACAUCACUGUUUUCUUUAACGGAGACACUGCUCAAAUUCUCCUGAGACAUCCAUGGCUGUUGGCAGAAAAUCUGGACAGUCUCUGUGUCAACUCUAGUUCAACUAUAAGUGACGUGAAGUCAUUCGAUUUCAGCGACCAGGGCUGUGAGACGCAGUACAGCGAGCCAGCUGACGAGUCCAUCAACUGCACCACAGUGACUGAACACUGUCAGGUCCUCAAUGGCCCUGACUUCGCUGACUGUCACGCCGUUGUCGACUCAGGGCCGUACAUCGCAGCCUGCAACCAAACGUUGUGUCAUUAUCCAGAUGUGGACGGCCUCAGGUGUGAAUUUCUGGAGGCGUACGCCCACGCCUGCAGCCUGAAACAGGACCACAUGUUGGACGACUGGAGAACGGAUGCCAACUGCCCUGCCCCUGAGGCCUUCUGCAAUGACACACACUGUGUUGAUCACGAGUUCUGUGCUGACGGCAUCAACGGUCAAAUCAACUGCUUCUGUCGAGCCAUUUUUGCCUCCGACUACAGGUCCAACGACACCUUAGGCGAUCCGGCGGUCUGCUUGGACAACACUGCUUCCAUCACUCUGGUUGGUUGUCUCCUGGAGGAAAAAGGCUUCAGAUACACAGACUUGCACCUCAAUGACGACUCUUGUGGAGGUCACAGGGACAUGCACCACAUGGUGACCUUCAACUUUAGUGACAGCAACGCCUGUGGGACUGUGGUCACGGCCAACGACAGUGUGGUUGUGUACAAGAACACUGUCACUGGAUUGAACACCUCUGAAAUUGUUGCCAACUUUGACAAAUUCCACGUGAACUUUUCCUGCUACCACAACCAGCCGGAUGUUCAGAGUAUUCGCUUUAGAAUCAAAGACAACUCUGUCGUCCAGCAGGUCGAAUCGGAAUCUUGGAAUUACACUCUUAAGAUGACAGCCUAUAAGGAUGCUCGACGCACACAACCUGUGAUGUCAGAAAUGGAUAUUCAGUUGAACCAGAGGGUCUGGGUAGAGCUGAUGACGGAAGGUCUGGAUGACAACCUGGUCUUCUUGGUGACCAACUCCUGCUGGGCCACGAGCGGCUCAUCGCCUUACGAGGGACUGCGAUACGACCUGAUCUCUGACGGUUGUCCGAGCCCUGUGGAGCCCCCAGUGAACGUGAUGGACAAUGGAGUCGCAGUCUCCAACAGCUUCACCUUCAACAUGUUCCACUUCUCUGGAGGAAGCUAUGAGGUCUACCUGCACUGCAAAGUUGCACUGUGUCCCAACCAGAGUGGAGACUGCCAGCCGAGUUGUGGUGGUCCUGCUAAGAGAAGAAGACGCAGGCGUGUCAGGUCUGAAUAUGUUGAUGAAAGCCCCGCCCUCAUCAGCAUGUCUUGGAGUAACUAGCUGUUUCUAUGGCAACGCAAAGAGUGCGGACCUUCAGAACGAUUCAAGACUUGGUCUUGAGGGGAAUGUCUAUUAGAAGAAAUUCUACGUCCACUUUUAAAUGGAAAUGUUUGGAUCAGUUUAAAGUUUGAAGGCUGCGACUCUUUAAUGUUUACCACGGUAUUGUAACAUGGUGAAGGGAAAAUGACUCCAUGGCUAAUCAAUAAUCACAUAUCACACAGGAGUGCAAACAAUGUUUCAUAUCAUCUUGUUGCAUCUACAAGUUUAAAUUGAGUUUAAGCAGUCUUAAUUACAACAACUUUUAAUUAAAACUGUUU
Nerophis lumbriciformis (worm pipefish) is the source of this 2243-nucleotide messenger RNA. RefSeq names its product alpha-tectorin-like. Lineage: Eukaryota; Metazoa; Chordata; Actinopteri; Syngnathiformes; Syngnathidae. The record is from RefSeq and is a predicted model, not a curated record.